UGCGCACAACCCCUAGUCACUUGGCGACGUGUACCGGUGGGUUGACGUUCUCAGGUAGCUGACUCUUACUGAACGUGCUGGCAACCAAAAAUACCGAUACAGACUUUAGAGCUUUGCAGAAUGGGAGGCUCUCAGAGUGUGGAAAUACCAGGUGGAGGUUCGGAGGGAUAUCACGUCCUCAGGGUUCAAGAGAACUCUCCUGGUCACCGUGCAGGACUGGAGCCCUUCUUUGACUUCAUUGUCUCAAUCAAUAACACGAGACUGAACAAAGAUAAUGACACUUUAAAGGACUUGUUAAAGUGUAGUGUGGAGAAACCCGUGAAGAUGCUGGUUUAUUCCUCAAAGACUCUCCAGCUGCGCGAAUCCACCGUCACACCCAGUAACCUGUGGGGAGGACAGGGCUUGCUGGGUGUCUCCAUUCGGUUUUGCAGCUUUGAAGGAGCCAAUGAGAACGUUUGGCACGUGCUGGAAGUAGAGCCAAAUUCCCCAGCGGCCCUUGCAGGUUUGAGGCCCCACACCGACUACAUAAUCGGAGCAGACACCGUUAUGAAUGAGUCAGAGGACCUGUUCUCCGUAAUAGACAGUCACGACAUGAAAGGGCUGAAGCUGUAUGUGUACAACACGGACACGGACAACUGCAGAGAGGUGGUCAUCACGCCCAACAGUUCAUGGGGAGGAGAGGGCAGCCUCGGGUGUGGCAUUGGCUAUGGCUACCUUCACAGGAUUCCCACCAGACCUUUUGAAGAGGGGAGAAAGAUCAGCUUCCCUGGGAGUAACCCCAGUGACAAUGUCAGUCUACUGAAGGAUGGUUUCACUGAGGUUCAACUCUCCGCAGUGACCCCUCCUCCUUCAUCUGUCGCCCCUACGGGUCUCGACAAUUCCCUGUCCGGCAUGCCCAUCAAUGCAGCCCCGCCCACGAUGCCCACUGAGCUACAAACAGGUUUGCCCACGGUUCCCCUCCUUCCCUCAGCCACCGGUCAGUCCUUCAACCCCCUUGCUCCACUGAAUCCGGGUGCUGCAGGUUUCACUCCUGCCACUACACUACCAGGUCUGAUGACUCUCCCGGGGUUACCGCCACUUCCCAAUCUCCCCAAUCUAAACCUGCCACUCCCGGACCUCAGUGCGUUGUCACUAGCGGCCACCAGCAGUUUACCACCGGGAACAACUGUCCCAUCACUGGCUCCUCUUCCACCCCUCAACCUGCCGGGUCUGGCCCCUUUCCCGCCUUUGUCCACUGUGCUGCCCACCCAGGUGCCUCCUCUGCUGCCUCAGGCAGUGGCUUUCAUACCCAGUUCCACCACCACCACCACCGCCGCCCCAGCGGCUACAACUACAGUCACACCCACACUGGCAGCUAGCAUCCCCGACUCCACGCCAUCCACCGAAGCCAUCACCACGGAAUCCUCAGCUCCCACAGACGUAACACCGGCAUCAUCAUAACCGGGAAAGAAAGAAGCGUCUGCCAUCAAAACCAAAUGGGUUCCUGUUUCUUCUUCUCUCUCUCUCUCUUUUUUCUGUGUUGUUUUUUUUUUUUUCGUUUUUUUUUUGUUUUGUGUUCUAUUUAUUUGGCCAAGUGAGACAGGCACGUGGCUGCGUCGAGAUCAGACACAGGUCAGAAGGCUCGAGGGUGAAGGGAUGUCGCGGUUGUACACGGAGGUUUCUGCUCAUCGACUGAUUGUUGACAACGUGCGGUUCUCCUCGCUCGUCGGUGACAUCGGACGCGCUCGUUUUUCAAUUUUUCCUGAACUGCUACACAUAACACUAGGUUACUUUGUCCAUCCGCAACCAUGUAACCGACUGUUUAGUUAAAACAACCCCCACCUCUAGAUUUUUUUUUUUUUUUUUUUUUUUGUGAUGAUUCAGGCUGUAUAUUAAUUUGGUUAAUUCUUCAACUGUGUCUAUAUGCAUUAUUUUGCACCACCCACUGUGUUUUGAAUGAUUAGUUUUGUUUUUUUUUCCUCCACCCCCACCACCUUUUGUUUUGUACUCCUCCAAAAAUUGUAUCAAAAACUUCAAUGUACAUGUGUGUAUACCAUAAACACAGAUAAUAAGAGAAAAUAAAGUCCAUGCCAGGACGAGGCUGGUAUUCCUAGAGCUUGAUGAGAUGCCAAGUGUGUUUGAUACAGUGUUUAACAGUCAGUACUAAAUUUAUUACAAGAAAAUUUAGUAACCGUGGACCACCUCCUCCUGGCAUGGCUCAGACUGAUUGGUGAGUUGCAUUGACGCAAUUACAGCCACAGGGUGUCGCUGUAACAAGAUCCGGGGUGACAACCAACUGCAGUACGCACAGUGCAAGCAAUAAAGGCAGGGCUGUCCCGA
Molecule: messenger RNA, 2319 nt
Organism: Cynoglossus semilaevis (tongue sole)
Lineage: Eukaryota; Metazoa; Chordata; Actinopteri; Pleuronectiformes; Cynoglossidae
Product: Golgi reassembly-stacking protein 2-like
Exons: 10
Coding region: 121-1440 (439 amino acids)
Biological process (GO): Golgi organization
Cellular component (GO): Golgi apparatus
Molecular function (GO): protein binding
Source: RefSeq, a predicted model, not a curated record